Molecule: messenger RNA, 4149 nt
Organism: Diachasmimorpha longicaudata
Lineage: Eukaryota; Metazoa; Arthropoda; Insecta; Hymenoptera; Braconidae
Exons: 4
Coding region: 142-834 (230 amino acids)
Source: RefSeq, a predicted model, not a curated record
CAAACUCCUCCCCCCCCCCAGACUGAGGUGGCUCAGUCACCAUCAAGGUCUCCACAGAUCUGUCCUCUUGAUCACAAUCAUCACCAGUGGAUCCAUCCUCAUCGUCAGGGGUGAAAACGUCUGCUGGAAGGGCUGUAAAAAAUGGCAUCUAGUGAUUAUGGUACGAAAAAACAGAAGUUGAAUAAUUCAUCGAGUGCUGUUUGCAAUGGAACAGCUCUCACCAAUGGGCACAGCACCAAGACAUCAUCAAUUGUUCAUCCUGACAUGGGAUUCUACUGUUUCGAUGUCCUGUACCAUCAGCUUCAUCAACUGGAUCCACCAAAAUCACCGACAUUCAGCAACGAGUCAUUUCCUUUGUUCGUGACCUGGAUGAUUGGCAAGGACAUGAGGCUCAGGGGGUGCAUUGGGACCUUUAAUGCGAUGCAGUUGCACGCAGGACUCAGGGAAUACGCCAUCACGAGUGCCUUCAAGGACUCCAGAUUCAACCCGAUAACUCGAGAUGAGCUUCCUCGACUUCAUGUGAGUGUUUCCAUUCUAAGACACUUCGAGGAUGGGGUGGAUUACCUGGACUGGGAGCUGGGAACUCACGGAAUUCUUAUUGAAUUUCAUAAUGAGAAGGGGAACAAGAGGACGGCGACGUACCUCCCUGACGUCGCUGAGGAACAAGGGUGGGAUCAGAUACAGACAAUCGAUUCUCUCCUUCACAAGGGCGGCUUCAAGGGGGUUGUCACCCCUGAAAUGCGUCGUAGCUUGAAAUUAAAAAGGUACCAGUGUGAGAAGGUCACUGUCAGCUAUCAGGACUACAUCACCAACUGGCAGAACCCCAGAUGCUAGCGAACCCUAAAUCCAGACAUUGGCAGCAGUCCACGUCGCAAUCAUCCCUUAUCUCCAACGAUAAAGGGUCAGGCUCACCCCCUCCAUCAUCUUCAUGACUUUAAUCACCCGGAAACCUCCCCCAGGUCUCCAUUCAACCCCCAGAGGACAUCAAAACCCUACGAGACAAAGACCACGAAAAUUCUGGGGAUUUUCUUCACGAAAUUCAGUUAUUUCUUUGUGUCUGACCUUGGGAACUUUUUGGAGAUGAUCCUGGGGUGUCAGUGACAUCUGGAGAUCAUCCCCUGAGACCUUUUGCACCCCAAAAUGGCGCCUAUUUCUUGGAGAAUGAGAUAUUGGAAUUUUGGUAUGUGAUGGAAUCGUUUUUUUGAUUGAAAAUUUGGGGAAUUCAACGCCAUUUUGUUUGGGGGAUUUUGUGGCGGUGGGGGGUGGGAGGGGGAUGAUGACGCCAUCUUUGGGGGGUGAACUUUCAUUAGAAACAUUUGGUCUCAGGUUUUUUUAUUAAAAAAACACGAGAAAUUGAUUUGAUUUUUGUUUUUCAAUUUUUAUGGCGUCACAAAGUCGAUGAAUUUUUGGUGUGUCGUCCUGGGGGACCUGGGGCACCCCAGGAUUUAAUCAUUUUUGGGUCAUUUCAACCCUUAUCUGGUGGUGAAAAUCCCCUAGGAGAAAAAAAUCGUGAGGAAGAUGUUGUUAAUUAAAUAAUUCAGUGUUUACCAUAACCUAAAAACUCUUUUGUUUAAUUAUUUUCAUUUUAUUCUGAAAUGAAACAAAUAUUCUGCUCUUCCUUUCGUGUUCGUUAACAUUAUUGUUUCACGAUUUAACGGAGAUGUGAUGCAAUUGUUUAUUUGUUCAAGUAAAUUGUUUAUUUGUUUAAAAAUUAACGAUAAAAACGUUCAACAUUUUUACGAAAAACAUUUUAAACCGUAAAAUACUGAAUAUCGAUAUUGUUUAAUUGAAGAAAAUUGUUUAAAUAAAAGGAGGGUAGUUAAUAACAAUCUCUUGCAACGAUACUAAUUGUUAAACAUUAAACAAAUUGUUUUUAUUUAAAAAUAUCAGUCAAAAUGUGAAUUAAUCGCACGUCAGAAACAGAAUUUUCUUUGUCUCGAGUGAUAAAUACGAUCGUACAAUCGAUUUAAUCUCGAAAAAAUCGAUUUCGAUUGUUUGCGGGGGAUUACCCGAUGUUAAUAACAAUUAAUUAACCAACAAUAAUAAACAAUAAACAGUUUACGGUGCCCAAAAGACGUCAAUUCCAUCGAAUAAAACAAAUUGAGGGAGAAAAAUAAUGAUUUUGAGGUUAAAAAACAAAAACCAGAGGAUAAAGUCGAGUUUUUGUUGUUUGUUUAUAAACAAAUGACAAGAAUGAAUGUUUGUUAACAAUAAUCGAUGGUAUUGACAAAGAAAUGACACGAUAUGACACGAUAUGACGACGUUUUACCACAUGUUCGUUCCUGAAUUCGACAUUUUCGUCUUAUUCUGAUAAACAAAUUGAAUAAACAAUGUUUAUUGCGUUAAACAAAUGUACAAUGUUAAUGUACAAUGGACAAUGUCAAUGUAAAAGUGUCAAGAUCGAUCUCAUUGUGAUGAUUUUAUCGAUUAAUCACAAAUACGAAGUGCAGCUGUUGGAUAAAAUAACAUUGAGGCUCAUUCCAGUACAUAAAUAAUUGAUUAAUUAAUUAAUUAAGAGUCUUUCGACAUUAAUAAACAAUUGGGAAUGAUAUAUUCGAUGAAACCUGGCAGAUGUCAAUGAUAAUUCGAUUGGGAAACAGUAAAUCCUGUGUCAAAGUGUCUGUAAAUCAUUCAGAGACAGGAAUAACAAUGAAAAAUUAAUUUGUUUAAACAUUACAAUCGAAAAAUGUUGUGAAUAAUGUCGUUAAUGUCGACUCGAGUCUCUGACGUCGAAUUAAAAUAACGAAACUUCUUGAAAACAGAUUUUAUUUCGAGAAAAAUCGCAUUAAAGUCGAGUUUUUCAGAAAAUUGUUUAUUUAACAAUUUCAAUGUGCAAUAAAUUAAUUCGACGUCGUGGGGAUGAGCAUUCGGAAUUGUUUAUGACAUUUGUCACGUUGGAAUGAACAAAUUAAAUGAACAGUCUUCAGUGAAGACACAAAUGUUUUCACAAAUGUCGAACAUAACCUCAAAUUAAUUAACUCACAAGACGUAAUUACGUUCUAAUUGUUAAUGAAUCCGAGUGCAGAAGGUGUUGUUGCAUCGAGUGACAUCAAAGAUCAUUUCAGGACACGAUUAAUUAACCGAUAAACUCAUUAAUUAAUUGAAACUUCGUCUGAUGUGGGUCAAUCGACGAAGAACAAAGGAAAAAUCACUUGUCGAAGCCCUAAUUUGUUGGGUAAAAUUGUCGUUAAUUAACUAAAUUAUUUUGUCACAACGAAAUGAUCUUUUGUUCAUCAAAAUCAAUUAACAAAUUAACCGAAGAAUUUACCUGAAUAUCGAGCCUUCUCGAGUCUCUUUCUUUGUCUGUACAAUGAAAAAUCCAAAAUGGCUGACAAAAUGACACUUUUACGACAUUUUCUUUGUUUUCUAACAAAGAAAUUGAUAAUCUUUUGUUGUUAAUUCAUUUGCCAGUGCUUCAGGUCAUUAUUUCUCUCACCAUUAAUUAGAGAGACGAUCUGAUUGUCGUACUCCACGAGCUGGUGUUAAUUACUGCCAAUAUAUUCAUUAUUGUACCCUCCCAGCGAUAAUUAACAGCUAAACUCAUCGAUAAAUAAUAAAUGAACAAUUGUAAUCGCUGAUCGAUGGUAUUAAUCAACUGCUCGUUACUUAAUUACGUUAAAAUAAUUAAUCAGUAACGCUUGAGAUCUCCAUUGAUACCAUUAUUGAAGCAUCAGUAAUCAAUCGAAGUAACUGCCAAUUUUAAUUACGUAGUUGACAUGUAGGUUAUUAAUUGUUUAACAGACUAGUUAAUGGAGGAUAAUGAGGUGAUUUAACAGAGGAUUUAGGCACUGGUGAUGGUGUUGAUAGGUUAGGUGAUGUCUGUCGCUGUUAUUCAGUGGAAAUUUGUCAUUUUCUAUUGACUAUUUCAUUGAUGUCUUGGAAAUUGCUGUUGAAUCGUUGAUUAGAGGACUAAUUAUACCUUUAAGAGGUGAUUAGGGUCUUGAUUCAGAGGUGGGAUGAGGUUUUCUUUGUUCAGGAGACCUGAGCUCCUCAUUUUGGGUGCGAUUUAACCUCUGGAUUGAGAAUGAAAUGAAUAUUUCAGUGGAAAAGUUUGUAAUCUUCACGAAAAUAACGUAAAUAUAUGAUAUAUAUGAUUAAUGGCACCGUGUAUCACAGUGAGUUAAAUAAAUAAAAGUUUCUUAUCAACAA